Molecule: messenger RNA, 972 nt
Organism: Aspergillus puulaauensis
Lineage: Eukaryota; Fungi; Ascomycota; Eurotiomycetes; Eurotiales; Aspergillaceae
Exons: 1
Coding region: 1-972 (323 amino acids)
Source: RefSeq, a predicted model, not a curated record
AUGUCCCGCUCCCUCCGCCGGCUCAUGAAAGAAGCCUCGGAGCUCUCCUCCUCCCCCUCCCCGCACUUCCACGCCGGCCCAACCUCUGACUCAAACCUCUUCGACUGGCACUUUACACUCGCCGGUCCGCCACCACCAUCUCCCUACGCUGGAGGGAUCUACCACGGCCGCAUCGUUCUCCCAGCCACGUACCCGCUCCGCCCGCCCUCCUUCCGCUUCCUUACCCCUUCAGGCCGCUUCGAAGUCAACCGCGAGAUCUGCUUGAGUAUAUCAGGGCACCAUGAAGAGUCGUGGCAGCCGGCGUGGGGAAUCAGGACUGCGUUGCUUGCGAUUAGAAGUUUUAUGGAAGGGGAUGCGAGGGGGCAGGUUGGAGGGUUGGAGGGGGUGAGUGAUGAGAUUAGACGGCAGUGGGCGGGGAUGAGUCGCGGGUGGUGUUGUGAGGUUUGUGGGGGGAGGAGUAAUGAGGAAGUUUUGAGGGAAUGGAGGGGAUUCUGUGUUGAGCAGGGAGUUGAUGUUGAGAAGGAGGAGGAUGUUGAAGGGGUGCCGGAGGAGUUGAGGAUUGGGAUUGGGAAGAAGGAGAAGGGUGAGGGCGAGGCAAAGGAGGGAGAGAAUGGUUCCGCCACUGCAUCUGCUGAUGGUGUGGUCAAUGCUGCUACGGACAGGCCGUCAGAUGGACCUACAACAGACGCCGCGGGAAAGAGCACGAAUACAUCCGUGCCAAGUGAGCCUGGCGAGAGUGCUGCACCUCCGUCAACAACGGCCCAAGCACCGGUGUCUGCAAAUACACGAGCACCGGUACCGAUAUCGCCAGCCGCCACACAACAGCAGCCACGACCGACCCUUACUAGGGCAUCAGCUCAGCCCGCGCCAGUGGCCUCGCAGGAUAGUCCAUGGCUGGACCGGGCUAUAUUCGGCGUGCUGGUCGCGCUGAUUCUGAUGAUUCUGCGGCGGUUUGUCAACGUCGAAGAUUAG